Colletotrichum destructivum is the source of this 2338-nucleotide messenger RNA. RefSeq lists its product as uncharacterized. The transcript has 8 exons. The record is from RefSeq and is a predicted model, not a curated record. Gene Ontology annotation, molecular function: zinc ion binding; DNA binding. NCBI's taxonomy places the organism in Eukaryota, Fungi, Ascomycota, Sordariomycetes, Glomerellales, Glomerellaceae. Gene Ontology annotation, biological process: DNA-templated transcription. Bases 21 to 2114 code for a protein of 697 amino acids.
AGACUGAAUGCGUCUUCGGGAUGAGGAAGCUAGCCCGCAGGCCGAAUGUUCAAAAGCAGUUCAACCCUACCAAGGGCGCCACCUUCGGUUCGGGCGACACGCCUGACGCAACUCAACAAAGUUGCACCGUCUCGGUUUUGGAUUUUGCCACUUCGCCGCCGCCCCGGCCGCCGGAGCCGAGUAAGCGUAAUAGUGGCGGUCCCGCUGUCGAGCCUGACGCCGGACAGGCCGCGGAACGAUACCGCAUGCCGGAACUAUUCGUCGACCGCAUCAUUGACCGAGCUCGUAAAGCCCCCAGGCGAUCGAGGCCUGUAACUGAGAGUAUCAAUUACGUCAGAGGAAACGGCAUAUUCGGCGGCACCAGCAACUUGACUUUCUUUUCCGAGAGCAGACUAAAGUCUCUUUCGCAAUGUCUCGGUCAUGAUAGAGUCAAUGACUUGGUAGGGCGGAUUGCCAGUUCGGUUGAGGACCGGAUACGAGCCGUGAAGCAGGUCGGCUGCAAUCUCUCUCGGCCGGCCGAUCGACCAUCAUGCCUCGAUGACAAAACCCUUGUCGCCAAGUACAUCCAACUGUACUUCAAACGAAUCCAUCCCCGUUUUCCAUUCCUGGAUCGCGCGUCCUUCGAGUCCGCCGCCGCCAACCAGGAAAAGCCCAACUCGGCGCCGAGAAGCAAGUCCUGGACCUGCCUCUACCACACAGUGCUCGCCCUGGGCUGCCAGUACGACGGCGGAGGCAGCUUCGAGCCCACCGAGGGAGAGUCCUGGAAGCUGUUCUCCAUCGCCCUCGCCAACUUCACGGACCUGAUGGUGCUGCCGGACACGGUGACGGCGUUUCAAGCGGUGACAGCAAUGUUCAUCUACUCUCUCGGCGUGGCCGGGAUCGCGCUGGAGCACAUUCUCAUGUCCGAGGCCAUACGGAGAGCCCAGAACCUGGCCGACGCCAAGUUCAUCGGUCUCGCGGCGGAUGCGUACAACAGAACCUUCUGGGUGUUGUACUCUCUGGAGAAGGUCACAACCUUUCACCAUGGAAGACCGUCAGGCAUCGUCGACUGUGACAUAGCAUGUCCGAUCCCUCAUACCCCCGAUUCGUUCUUCUCUGGCGAUUUCGACUGGUUUCUGUGCUUCGUCACCCACGCGCGCCUGCUGUCGCGAGCAUGCACGUCGCUCUUCGCCGUCGGCGUGUCUCACUACCCUGGCGAUUACUACCUGGACGUCAUCGAACAGCUGACAGUAGAGCUGGAGGACUGGAGAAGCUCCCUGCCGGACAAUGGUUUCAGGCCAGGCGGCCAGACAAAGGCUCACUCGAUCGUAGAUGACCAAGAGCGCACGGUAGCGCUGGCGACGCACUUCCUCUACUACAGCUUCCUCUUGACGAUGACGAGAAUGGCUCUGAGGCAUCUCCCGUCCUCGGAAGCCCCGCCUGACUGUGCGCGGCGGGAGUCUGCGAUGAAGACCGUCGAGCAUUCCGCCAGAUCGCUGCUCGAACUCGUCCCCAUCAUAGACUUGGCCCCCUACACCCCGAUAUGGAUGAUGGCUGGUAUUCCCGUCAUGGCCUUCUUCGUCCUGUUCGACCUCGUCAUCCACAACCCCCGGCAGCAACAGACAGCAACGAACCUGGCACUGCUCGACGUCAUGAGCACACACUGCAAUCGGAUGGAUGUCUUGUCAAGCGGCGCGUUACCUGGCGAUUUCAUCGGAGAGUUCGCACACAUCGCCCGAAGCUAUGUAAUCGAGGUCAACCGCCGAAGCCCGACCGGUAACACGCCCCAGGCACCGUCGAGCACGUUACAGGGAUCCUCCUUCAGCCCUCAGUGGUCGCUACCAAGCGUCGAUAACUACGGGUUCACGCCGCUUCAAGUACAGCCCGGCUUCUCAGACAUGAGUCCGAUCCCGGCGUCGCAUCCGGCGGAAUCUAUGGACGCGGAUGAAAUGAUGAUGGCUGCGAGCCACCCUGCCGGAACCGACGUGAUGAAUCUGUUUGGCGUUUGGAUUCCUGAACUGGAGCCCAUGUUUUAUCAAGGCGUUUUAGGCCAAUAUGAUGGGGGACUCCCAGGUGCUCAACAAGGCCUUGGUCCUACGCCGAGCCUUUCGUAUGAGUACGACAACAACUCGUAGCGUUUUCAUUCUUUCACGCUCGGUUGCGAUAUGGUGGCGGCUAUUCAAAUGGUUAUGGAUUAGACUUGCAGUCGAAAAGAGAUCAGAGUAGGAGUUUGGUAGUAUUCCAUCUCAGUUGCACAAGCGUUCCGACAUGCUUCACUCCAGUUACAUCAACCCCCUGAUGAUGAAGCCCCGUCCAUGUACAAAAAAUCGGUUGUCUAGCGUUCCAAGAAGAAGAAAAA